CAAACCAUUUGUUGAUUUUUUGAUAUUUUUUUUAAAGAACAAAUAAUUUUUGGAAUGUUUGUAUCAAUUAUUUUAAAUGAAGCAUAAAUAAAUACAAAAUGGGUCCAAAGAAAAUUAAUCUUAAGACCAGUGUCAGCGAUGUGAUUGCAAAAACGGCUGUUGCCAAGAAAAAGGCUCUUCCGAAACUCAAAGUUAUUCUUGCAAAUCCUUACAAACCGAUAUAUGAAACCCUUGAUGAUAGUGAGCUAUCCCAAUUGAAUGAUAUUAUAUGCUCUGAAAUCAAAUCAUCAGGAUUGCCAGGAAAUCAGUUCGCCCGGCAAAAUAAAAUAAAAUUAGGCCUUGGUGCUUCGUUGCGAGCGAUAAAAAAUAAACAAGCUUCUUGUGUUCUUGUUUCUCGAUCAAUUAAACCCAAAUUUAUCAUCGAUCAAAUUGGUUCCUUUGCAAAACAAACAAAAUGUUCAGUUCCAGUCUUCGUGGUCGAUGAUUGUGAUAAGAUAUCGACACAUCUCUUCUUGAUAAGAGCGCUUGUUGUGGUGUUUCCUUUAAAUAUUUCUGGAGAACUUGGAAAAUGGAUAGCAAAGCGCACUUUACCUUCUGAAGAAAAUCGAAUUUCAGUCAUAGAAAAAGAACCUGCAAAGCAAGCUUUAGUGGCAGUAAAAGAGCUUGAGGACAAAGUUAAUUUAAAUGCCAUAUAUCUCACAAAACAAUCCAAUGGAAGGCGCACUUUUGUGCCGGAUGUAGUCGUGAAACCAAUUCAAAACAAUCAAUCGAAAAAUUGGACCGGAGAUUUUAUAUCAUUCUCGAAUGAAAACGGAACCGAUAGUAAUGAUGAAGAGGCAAUGGACACGGAUCAAAUUGAUGAAGAAUUUAUUAGAAAACAAGAAAAGGCUCUAAUGGUCUUAGAAAAAAUUGCUAAAAGCAAACAAAAAGUUAAUGUUGAAAGUACUCCUAAACCUCAAUCUAAAUCCAAGCCCAAUGAAGAUAGAUCAGGAGGACAAACGGUGGACAAGAAGGUAUCAGAUAGAGUGAUUAUACAUGAAGAAUGGGAGAACGAUCCUUCAUAUAUUUCACUGGAGGUACAUAAAAUUCAACCUAAUCCGAAUAGAAAACCCAAAAAUAAAAGGAACAAGAAUAAAAAUAAAAACAAAAACAAAAUAAAAGUUCCAUAGUGGAAAUUUGAAAAUAAAAUAAAAAUAACUG
This is a messenger RNA of Eupeodes corollae, 1200 nucleotides long. RefSeq lists its product as uncharacterized. The transcript has 2 exons. Lineage: Eukaryota; Metazoa; Arthropoda; Insecta; Diptera; Syrphidae. Bases 99 to 1169 code for a protein of 356 amino acids. The record is from RefSeq and is a predicted model, not a curated record.